Molecule: messenger RNA, 1645 nt
Organism: Nelumbo nucifera (sacred lotus)
Lineage: Eukaryota; Viridiplantae; Streptophyta; Magnoliopsida; Proteales; Nelumbonaceae
Product: WUSCHEL-related homeobox 8-like
Molecular function (GO): DNA binding; DNA-binding transcription factor activity
Source: RefSeq, a predicted model, not a curated record
AUCAGAAAUCCAUGUCGACUGUCGAGUGACGAGUCAACUGCCAUACAACACAGGGUCUCUGCCGUCGGUAUAUCGGGUCACUACUAGACUCGUACGUAUCGUGCACUGUAUGCUAACGUACACGUGUGUGGCACUUCGUGUUAAAAUACGCAUAUUGCAUUCACCGUUAUGUUCUACACUUCUACCUUUGUUGAUUCUUUGUUCUGGCCCUCUGGGUUUUCUGCACUUCCUUUUCGACUGCCUUUUAUCUUCCGCAGGUAUUCAAAAGUGGGGUGGGGGUGGGGGACAGAGAAGGAGCAAAUGAAGAGAUAGUAAUAAUGGGUACAAUACGAAAUGGUGGAGAGACAAAAGAGGAGAUGAAGAUGAUGGAAUGGGAGAAGCAAGAGCAGCAGCAGCAGCAGCAAAAUGGUGUGAUGAUGUACGUGAAGGUUAUGACAGAUGAGCAGAUGGAGCUUCUUCGGAAACAAAUUUCUAUUUAUGCCACCAUUUGUGAGGAGCUCGUCGAGAUGCACAAAGCCAUUACUGCUCAACGGGAUCUCGCUGGAAUGAGGCUGGGAAAUCUGUACUUUGAUCCAUUAAUGACUUCAUCUGGUCACAAGAUAACUGCAAGGCAGCGGUGGACCCCUGCACCCAUUCAGCUCCAAAUUCUUGAACGUAUUUUUGAUCAAGGCAAUGGGACUCCUAGCAAGCAGAAGAUCAAAGAGAUAACUUCUGAACUGGCACAACAUGGCCAAAUUUCUGAAACAAAUGUUUAUAACUGGUUCCAGAACAGGAGGGCUCGAUCAAAGAGGAAGCAACAAGUUGCAGUGCCAAACAAUGCAGAAUCAGAAAUAGAGAUAGAAGUUGAGUCCCCAGAUGAAAAGAAGGCAAAGCCAGAGAUCAUUCACUUGCAUGAGAAUCAAGCUCCAAGUGCUGAGGACAUGUGCUACCAAAGUCCUGGGAUAAUCUCUGCACUGCAUUCCGUGGAUCCACAGCAUAAUAAAGCAGAAUCCAUAUUCUCAUCAGAUAAUACUUCAAAAUCUUCUGUCAGCUUGAGUCACUUGUCUUUCUAUGAGAGUGUACUAUCAAAUUCAGGGUAUGAUCAUUUGAUUGGAAAAAUGGAAGGCCCAGGGAGCUUUAAUCCUUACCGGCAGGGGGAGGGCUAUGACAUGAUCGGAUGACACUUUUCUCAUCCAGUAUUGUUUUGUUACACAGGAAUGUAGCAACUUGAGUCCAUGCCAUUGGUAGGUUAAAAUUCAUGAACUUGACAACAGGUCAAGUAGAAAAGUUAUGUUCGACAGUGCAAAUAUAUGGAUCAUAGGAAACAUAGUUCACAUUACAAGCACAUACAAAAAGUUAGUCUAGCAGGACUUUAUUAGAUAGUUGAAAUUUACAGUUUUACACUGAUUACAAGAAUGGGGACAUUUGAAACUUGGAAACACGGUAUCAACGUCACGAUGAUACCGGCACCUACAUACGGUGUUACUUUGCAAUUGGUCAUCGACUGAUUUCUCGUCCAUGUUGACUGGUUUGCUUGUCAUGAACGGUGAACAUAUUGAUUAGAACUGAUCUGCUGAGUAGCCUUCAGCUUUAUUAAUUGUACUGUUCUUCAGUAUAUUGUCCUUAUUAUCUGUCAAUACUAUUAGGGUUAGAUUGUAAUUCUUUC